AUGAUUAGAAAGAGUCUUUUCAUUUUGGUUGCAACUGGAAUGGGAAUCAUAAAGGCCACAGGAGGAGAAGGAGGCCUCUACAUACCUAGCACCAUCUUACGAGAGUUAGGAAGUGCUUCCAUGGGAGGAUAUCUCAUGAUUGCAGAAACAGGAAAUGGAGACUUCGGAAUUGUAAGCAGUUCUGAGUCCCCAUACAUCAUAGAGAGUGGAGUACAUUCGGAAGUAGCCUGGCAACCGGUGAAUGGAGACAAUAGAGCAGUUCCCGUCUAUGCCCCCUCUCCUGCAGAAAUUCGAGAGAGCAUCCCGACUGUAUAUGGAGAGCCAUCCCAGUACAUGGGUCCACAACAAGAAGGAUUUGUCCCUGCCUCUACACCUGUGGUUACAUCUGUUGAGGAGACUGGAUCUACAUCUGGAGUGUCUACUGGCGCCAUUGUAGCCGGAACAACCGCAGGAGUUGCAACUGGAGCUGCUACAGGAGCUGCAGUGUCUUCCACCACAUCUGAGACCAAAGAUACCACUGCUGCAGGAACCACCACUGGAAAGACUUCUGGAGACAAGACAAGCACAACCAAAGACACCAAGACCUCCACCAAGACCAAGAAGAAGGGAGCCAAGAGCCUUGUAGCCCUCAGUGCAGUUGCAGUUACAGCAUUGUUCUCAAUCUUGUGA
Messenger RNA from Encephalitozoon intestinalis ATCC 50506, 669 nucleotides. RefSeq lists its product as uncharacterized. The transcript has a single exon. Bases 1 to 669 code for a protein of 222 amino acids. NCBI's taxonomy places the organism in Eukaryota, Fungi, Microsporidia, Unikaryonidae. The record is from RefSeq and is a predicted model, not a curated record.